Messenger RNA from Penicillium alfredii, 1647 nucleotides. It is a transcript of the gene abd1, whose product is annotated as mRNA (guanine-N7)-methyltransferase. Gene Ontology annotation, biological process: 7-methylguanosine mRNA capping. Gene Ontology annotation, molecular function: mRNA 5'-cap (guanine-N7-)-methyltransferase activity. Gene Ontology annotation, cellular component: nucleus. The coding region runs from base 1 to 1647 and encodes 548 amino acids. The record is from RefSeq and is a predicted model, not a curated record. The transcript is spliced from 3 exons. Lineage: Eukaryota; Fungi; Ascomycota; Eurotiomycetes; Eurotiales; Aspergillaceae.
AUGGAUCCUUCUUGUGGCUCAGGAUCUCCUAAGCCAACAAAUCAAGGCAGCCACGCAUCCCAAAGUGAUGCCAUUCGCUCUUCCGGGCCAGCGGCACGAGAAAAUGGUUCUCCAGGGGACAAGAAGCGCAAGGUGACGGAGGAAGAAAGCUCUGCGGCCGAGAAACCACAACCGACUGGACCCGCAUCGAAAAGAAAACGACUGCAAGAGCGACACCAGGCCCGGAAACGCGGUCGGACACCGCCAUCAGUGUUUUCGCGACGAAACCGCUCAAAGAGCCCGAGCAAUGCUACACCACGCGAUGAGCCAUCCCGACGCUCUCGAUCCCCACUGCCACCGCGCUCGCCGUCUCCGGACCCUCAACCGCGACAGCGCAAGCGACCUGGGGGUGGAGCACGAGCGGGGAUUGCAGACCGCGAGACUCUCCGGCGGCGACAAGAGGAACGGGAACGCGCGGAGGAGCAGGAUGCGAUGCGCUCGUCUCGAGAUCGCGGGGUGUCGGAUGUGGUUCGGCAACACUACAACGCGGUGCCCGAGCGUGGCCGCGAGUGGCGGAAAACCGAGAGCAAGAUCAAGGGGCUACGGAGCUUCAACAAUUGGGUGAAGAGCACUCUGAUUCAAAAAUUCUCGCCGGAUGAGGAGUUCAGCGCCCGGUUCAAUGAUACAAAAGACUGGGCCGAGGACAGCAUGGGACCGCCUCCCGCAGAUGACAAGCGGUUACUAGUCUUGGAUCUAGGAUGUGGCAAGGGCGGCGAUCUGGGCAAGUGGCAGCUGGCACCACAGACAGUUGACCUCUAUGUUGGGCUAGACCCUGCCAACAUCUCCAUCGAGCAAGCGCGGGAUCGGUACGACGCGAUGCGAAGUGGCCGCGGACAGCGUGGUCGCCGUCCACCGCAGUCAAUCUUCCAUGCCGAGUUCUAUCCCAAGGACUGCUUCGGUGAGUGGCUCGGUGACAUCCGCAUCAUCCAGCAGGUGGGCAUUGACCCCAGUGCCGGGCCUGGCGGCUCCAUUAUGGCCUCGCGCUGGGGUGGCGGCGGCGGCUUUGACGUGGUUACGUCCAUGUUCGCCGUGCACUACGCCUUUGAAUCCGAGGAAAAGACACGCCAGAUGCUUUGCAACGUCGCCGGCUCUCUGAAGAAAGGCGGUCGCUUCAUCGGCGUUUGCCCAAAUUCCGACAUCAUCAGCAGCCGUGUAGCUGCAUUUCACAAGCGGCGCCAGGAGCGCGAGGCUGCCAAGGCUGCCGAACCCGAGGGCCCCGAGGACGGUGAGGUUGAAGAGGACGACCGCGCACAGUGGGGAAAUGAUAUCUACCGAGUGCGGUUCCCCGGCGCAACUCCUGAGAAUGGCAUCUUCCGUCCACCCUUCGGGUGGAAGUACAGCUAUUUCAUGCAAGAGGCUGUCGAAGAGGUUCCCGAAUAUGUCGUGCCGUGGGAAGCCUUCCGAGCUCUCACCGAAGACUACAACCUGGAACUGCAAUACCGCAAGCCGUUCCUCGAAAUUUGGGAGGACGAGAAGAACGAUCCGGACCUGGGUCCGUUGAGCGAGCGAAUGGGUGUCCGGGACCGGGCAACAGGCGCCUUGACGAUGACCGAGGAGGAGAAGGAGGCUGUCAGCUUCUACCAUGCAUUUUGUUUCUACAAGGUCUAA